Molecule: messenger RNA, 3276 nt
Organism: Corythoichthys intestinalis (scribbled pipefish)
Lineage: Eukaryota; Metazoa; Chordata; Actinopteri; Syngnathiformes; Syngnathidae
Product: zinc finger protein 135-like
Exons: 2
Coding region: 322-1338 (338 amino acids)
Biological process (GO): regulation of transcription by RNA polymerase II
Molecular function (GO): RNA polymerase II cis-regulatory region sequence-specific DNA binding; DNA-binding transcription factor activity, RNA polymerase II-specific
Source: RefSeq, a predicted model, not a curated record
AUUUUCCCCCAAGGAAAUAUAUUACUACCAUUAAUACGUAAGAUAACUUCAAGAUAAUGUGACGGAGAAAAUCUGUCAAACUAUGAACAAAUUUACCAGAGCCACGUGUAGAUAUUUAUGGUAAUGGGGCUACCGGGGAAAAUGAUGAAAAACGAGCCGGUGCUGUCCUGACGAUGGCCGACAAGUGACGAUGUCCGUCCCCGCUUACUCACAGCGAAUACUAAUAAAUCUAUCCGAAUAUAUAUGAUAUCUAUAAUUUCGAAUGCCAAUUCUCUUCCGGGUCAGCAGACGUAAACAGAAGGGCGUUCCGCAGUAGAAAACAUGACCAAGCUAGAGCUGUUGAACGUGUUCCUGAACGACAGACUGACAGCGGCCGCCGAGGAGAUUUUCCGAGCCGUUAAAGACACCUUUCUUGAAUUUCAGAGUGAAAUUCAUCGUUCCCAAGAAGAGAACGAGCGCCUGAAACGACUCCUCAAUGUCGCCGUUCAAAGACUCCUCCUGCAACCAGCUUCACCUGUCCAAUCCCAAGAUCACCACAUCUUCGAGGCUGAAAGGGGAGGCAGUGUGCAACCGCAAGUGAAAAAAGAGGCCACACUCACAGAUGUUCAAAGCGAGUGCGUGCUUGAUGAAAGACACCCAAAAGAAGAACCUUGUGGUCAUUUUGAGACCCAACCAUGGUCAACUUCUCUAUUACCUCUAAAGGUGUUAAGUACGGAUACUGUCUCUACACCUCCUUUGCCAUCCCAGCGGGACACAAAAACAGACUGGGAGAAUGAAGAACACUUUGCAGGCAGCAGCUCAUCAUCCACACAGACUGUACAAUCGAAUGGCAAAGACACUCACGGUGAUUCUUGUGGCACUACCGCAAAUAGCCGAACAACUACCCAGAAAUCUCCAUCAGAAUCCAAUGGGCAGCAGGUGAAAGGACCGCUUUGCAUCAGUAGGAAGCAAAGUGUAAACUCACUGCAGCUAAAACACAUGAAAUCCCUCAAGCCACCACCAUCUCGUACCUCUCAUCCGACCAUUCAGAGGUGGCACAGCUGUAAAGAGUGUGGGAAAAGCUUCAGCUUUGCCUGCCAGUUGGAAGUCCACAUGCGUUGGCACACUAAGGAGAAGCCAUACAGCUGCACAGUGUGCCGAAAGAGCUUCACCACCGUCAGCAUGCUCAAAAGACACCAUCGCAUCCACACUGGGGAGAAGCCCUUUCGUUGUCACGUGUGUGGCAAAUGCUUCAAUCAGUCUGCACACCUUAACACCCAUUUUAGACUCCACACCAGAGAACCAGUCGGCUGGAGCAGAGCAUCGUUUCCAAGGAACCUUCAGUUGACAGAAAAUUAAACCACCAUGUAAUAUUUGUAGUACUCGGUAUGUGUUUAAAAGUGUUGAUACCCAACUGAAUUACUAGAAAAAGCAAACUCAUGAAAAUCACCUCUAAAAAAUGAUGACAAAUAGUAAUUUUGGUUUUUGUGGUAAUCAUUGCAAACAAAGAAUACAGUGUAUCACAAAAGUGAGUACACCCCUUGCAUUUCUGCAGAUAUUUAAGUAUAUCUUCAUGGGACAACACUGACAAAAUGGCACUUUGACACAACGAAAAGUAGUCUGUGUGCAGCUUAUAUAAUAGAGUUCAUUUAUUUUCCCCUCAAAAUAUAGCCAUUAAUAUCUAAACCCCUGCCAAUUAAAGUAAGUACACCCCAUAGUGAAAGUUGUCAAUAUUAACAUACAGUACUACAUGUCAAUUGUCAAUAUUUUGUGUGGCCACCACUUUUAUCCAGAACUGCCUUUACUGACCAGAGCUUCACAGGUUGCCACUGGAAUGCUCUUCCACUCCUCCAUGACGACGUUGCAGAGCUGCCGGAUAGUUGAGACUUUGCGCACCUCCACCUUCUGCUUGAGGAUCCCCCAAAGAUGUUCUAUUGGGUUCAAGUCUGGAGACAUGCUUGGCCAGUCCAUCACCUUUACCCUCAGCCUCUUCAGUAAAGCAGUGGUCAUCUUGGAGGUGUAUUUGGGGUCAUUGUCAUGCUGGAACACUGCCCUGCAACCCAGUUUCUGGAGGAAGGGGAUCAUGCUCUGCUGCAGUAUUUCACAGUACAUGUUGGAGUUCAUGUUUCCUUCAAUUGAAUGUAACUCUCCAACAUCUGCAGCACUCAAGCAGCCCCAGAUCAUGACAUUCCCACCACCAUGCUUGACUGUAGGCAUGACACACUUAUCGCUCCUCACCUGGUCGCCGCCACACAUGCUUGAGACCAUCGGAAUCAACGAAUUAAUCUUUGUCUCAUCAGACCAUAGCACAUGGUUCCAGUAAUCCAUGUGCUUUGUUGACAUGUUUUCAGAAAACUGUUUGCAGGCUUUCUUGUGUGCCGUCUUCAGAAGAGGCUUCCUCCUGGGUUGACAGCCAUGGACACCAAUUUUAUGUAGAGUGCAGCGUAUGGUCGGAGCACUAACAGACUGACCCCCCACCUCUUCAAUCUCUGCAGCAAUGCUGACAGCACGCCUGUCACGAGUCACAUGACAUUUUGGAGGGAAAAUGACAAGCAGUACUCAAUUUGGACGUUUAGGGAUGUACGUAGUUUCUAUGGGGUGUACUCACUUUUGUUGGCAGGGGUUUAGAUAUUAAUGGCUAUAUUUUGAGUUAUUUUGAGGGGAAAAUAAAUUAACUAUAUUAUAAAAGCUGCACACAGACUACUUUUCAUUGUGUCAAAGUCAUUUUGUCAGUGUUGUCCCAUGAAAAGAUAUACUUAAAUAUCUGCAGAAAUGCGAGGGGUGUACUCCCUUUUGUGAUACACUUUAUUUGCUGUACUACUCAGUAGAUAUUCUGGGCCACUCGUCAUGAGGAAACUGUUCCAGGUGUCUUAGGUUUGAAGGGGGCUUCCUCUAGACCAGUGUUUUUCAACCAGUGUGCCGUGGUGUAGUGUCUGGUGUACCGUGGAAAAUCAUCCACUUUUCACCUUUUGGAAAAUAAAUACACAAAUGUGCAAAAUCCAAUGUCUGUGCUGUCCAAUGAUCUGUUAUCCUCUUCCAUAUCAGUAGGUGUCAAUAGGUAGCAAAUUCCUUUGUUUAGUAAUGCGGAGGAGGUAGUAGGGUGACCACCUGUCCGGUUUUAGGACUGACACUCAGCCUUUUCAGUGAUGUGGUGUUUAGUGUCGGGCACAACCAAUUAGCCGGAUGCACUUUGUCCAAGUAUUAAAGAAAAUGGGCCGUGGCUUAGUUUAUGUGAUGCAACUCAGCCCCACGGUGAUCAGAACUGGUCUGUCAUUGGCCAAGAGUGGCUUCAGUUAA